Molecule: messenger RNA, 629 nt
Organism: Guyanagaster necrorhizus
Lineage: Eukaryota; Fungi; Basidiomycota; Agaricomycetes; Agaricales; Physalacriaceae
Product: mitochondrial 54S ribosomal protein YmL47
Exons: 4
Coding region: 6-629 (207 amino acids)
Biological process (GO): mitochondrial translation
Cellular component (GO): ribosome; mitochondrial large ribosomal subunit
Molecular function (GO): structural constituent of ribosome; rRNA binding
Source: RefSeq, a predicted model, not a curated record
ACGGAAUGUUUUCCCUCUCAUCCAUCACCUCCCUCCUCCCCCUGCGCUCACCUAUAACCCUCUUCACCCGCUCCCGUGGCCAACUCGCACCACGAAAAGUCAAGUACCUCAAGCGGCACAAGGGCCGGGUACCCAUCCCCGUCGGCGGCUCGACGCGGGGGACGACGCUGGCAUUUGGCGACUGGGGCAUCAGGAUACGCGGGAAUGGCAUGCGGCUGAGUGCGAAGCAGCUGACCACGGCGGAGGAUGUGAUAAAGAGGAAGUUGAAGGUGUGGAAAGGCGCCAAAGUGUGGAUGAGAUGUUUUCCGGAUAUCCCGGUUUGUAUAAAGGGUAAUGAAACGCGUAUGGGUAAAGGAAAGGGUACUUUUGAGUAUUGGGCGACCCGACUGCCUACCGGACGUGUCAUCUUUGAAAUUGGUGGUGUACCUAUUCGAGAGGAACUUGCACGUCAAAUUCUCAAGCAAGCAUCGUCAAAACUACCCUGCAAAAUGGAGUUCAUCAGUCGCAAGACGUUACCUCGUCUAGGCCGUCUCCUUAUUGAGCCUCCGAAACCUCCAAAAAUGCCAGAGAAUAUCGUAGCCGCGGCUGAAGUAGCAAAAGUAUCUAGUCAGAUGCGGGCAACAGUAUAA